AUGCACAGGAUUUCUAAAGGGGAUUUAAAACUAACUGUAUGCAAGAAACAAUCCUGGCAGUUCAUUUCAGCAGCUUUCAAGAAGAGACUGCUCGACAGGGUUAAAACUAUAUUAGCUGAGAUGAAGCGCUCCACUAACACGGUGUUGACUUGGUCCGACGAGAUCUUCACCGUGGAGGCAGUCACCAACUGGGAGAAUGACAGGCUUUAUGCACGUAAUGCAAGAGAUUUUUCUGAAUGUAGCAGGAGUUAUUUACACCGUCAAAAGGCAACUUUACUCAUGAUGUGGGCCUCAGUUGCAUCUGAUGGGUUCAAGUCUCCCUUGAUGCUGGCGUCAAAGGCUAACAGUGAAGUUUAUGUGGAAAUACUGGAUGAGAAACUAUUACUCCGGGUCACAGAAAGCUUUGAUGACCGUCACGUCUUCACUCAAGAUCGGGCUCCGGCCUACACAUCCAAUUUGACACAAAGUUGA
Octopus sinensis (East Asian common octopus) is the source of this 471-nucleotide messenger RNA. RefSeq lists its product as uncharacterized. The coding region runs from base 1 to 471 and encodes 156 amino acids. The transcript has a single exon. The record is from RefSeq and is a predicted model, not a curated record. Gene Ontology annotation, molecular function: nucleic acid binding. NCBI's taxonomy places the organism in Eukaryota, Metazoa, Mollusca, Cephalopoda, Octopoda, Octopodidae.